AAAAAGAGGGGGCAUCAGAGUCCACAUAAUAAAAGCGGAGAGGAGAAGAGAAGGGAAGGGAACUCUUGGGUUCUUCGCCUUCCUCCACCACCCCUCACUACCAGAAAAUUAAAUUUCCAAAAAGACAAGGAAAGCACACCUCCCCUUUCUUUGUACCUUUGAACUAUAAACACUGUUUUUUUUUAAUUUUAUUCUUCCUUUUGUCUUCCACAAUAAAACUACAACAAUCAAACAAACCCAAAAAAAAAAAAGAAACUGAAGCUGAGAUAUCUUAUCAAAGUAGAGUAGUAGCAUCCAACAGUCAUUUCUUAUUCAUUAGAGAAAAAAUAAAGGAGAAAUCUUAUUCAAAAAAUCUAAGGAGAACAUGGAGGCGGUGGAUGAAUCCGCGAAGAAAGUCGAAGAGGAAGUUGGGAGAGUGGUGGAGCAAGCCAGAGAGUUGCAAGAAUCCGGCGCUUCGCUCAUAUCGAGGAUAUCGAACGAGGAGCAAUCUCUCCGCCAAAAGGCUAAUUCUCUUGAAUCCUCCAUUCGCCGCCUCCGUUCCUUGAUCAAUUCCCUUCUCUCUCAAAAGCUUUUGGAUCCCAAGCUCGCCGACAAGCUUGAAGAGGAUUUACUGAGAGCCAGAUUUAUUAUAACCGAUGGAGACGCCGCUGCUUUUCUUCCUGCCAAAGCUCAGGGAAGAUUCCUGAGGAUGUUUUUGGGACCAAUCAAUGUGCGUGCAUCCCGCAAAGACGUCCAAUUGAAAGUUAAGGAGGAAUAUAACAGCUACAGAGAUAGAACUGCAUUUCUGUUUCUUCUUUUUCCGUUAACUUUGCUUAUUUUAAGAUCUUGGAUCUGGGAAGGAUGCUUGCCUGCAUUUCCAGUUCAGUUGUACCAGGCAUGGUUGCUGUUCCUUUACACUGGUUUGGCUUUGCGAGAAAACAUAUUGCAAGCAAAUGGAAGUGAUAUUCGUCCAUGGUGGAUUUACCAUCACUAUUGUGCUAUGGUUAUGGCUUUAGUUAGUCUCACUUGGGAGAUUAAAGGACAGCCUAAUUGUGCUCAAAAGCAGAGAGGUGUAGAACUUUUCCUUCAGUGGGCUAUGAUGCAAGGAGUUGCCAUGCUUCUACAAAAUAGAUAUCAGCGCCAGAGGCUUUAUACUCGUAUUGCCCUGGGAAAGGCUAAUAGAAUGGAUGUUGUCUGGGGAGAAACAGCUGGUGUAGAUGGACAAUUGUGGGUUCUAUGUCCGAUACUUUUCCUUUUGCAGGGUUUUGAGGCAUAUGUUGGACUACUAUUGCUCAAGACAGCAUUCGUUGGGGUUGUUUCUGAAUGGCAGGUAAUAUUUUGUGGGAUCCUUUUGGUUUUGAUGGCUGUUGGGAACUUUAUGAACACAGUACAGACACUCAUGGCAAAGUCAAGGUUUAAGGCAAAGAUGAAAAGAACUAAGAGCAAGCAGGAGUUGGAUUACGUUGUUCGUAAUUCUUAGGUCACAUCUUACAUAGCUUAUUAGUCUCAUUUUUUAAUGUUUCCAGUGUCCCAAAGAUGUUUUGUCUUGGAUGAGGCAAUGAUAAUUUCUUUUUAAGAUUUUCGUUUUCACCUUUCAUAUGUAAUUACUGUUGGUUUUGUUUUUCUUUGUCUUCACCAUUAAUCAAACUGAAGAGAACUGUACAGUUGAAUGGUAACAAGCAAAUGCCCAAUA
Molecule: messenger RNA, 1672 nt
Organism: Theobroma umbraticum
Lineage: Eukaryota; Viridiplantae; Streptophyta; Magnoliopsida; Malvales; Malvaceae
Product: TMPIT-like protein
Cellular component (GO): membrane
Source: RefSeq, a predicted model, not a curated record